AUGGCACGGUGCUCCCGCGCCUGUCUCACGCUGCUUCUUCUUGCGUGUUGUGCCCUUGUCCAGAGCUCCUACGGGUCGAGACCGUCUCCCCGGGUGCGGCAGAACCCCGGGGUCCUGUCUCCGACGAUGGUUCACGGCGCCGUCUCCACGGAGGGUGCGACCGAUCAUCAUGGAGCAAACGCUGAUGAUGGUGGUGGUGCUCCUGCAACUUUGGCGAUGGGCGAGGCUGGCGUUGUAUCGUCGGAGCAGAGAAAGGGUUCAGGGGCGCCGGUGCUGCAGCAAGCGCUCGGAAGGAUGCUGGGCUCGAAGCUGGCGCAGCGGGUGCUGGGAGGGGAGGCAGAGGACUCGGCGGCCGGCCCGUCGUGCCACUCCAACAACGCACACAAUACCUGUGCCCCGCCGGCGCAACACUGACCGGGGCGCUUCUUCUUGCACUAGUCUCCCAGACUCCCAGUUGAUUCAUUCAUCGUUGAUGCUUUCAUGACACUAGAACUUUCGAUCUUGUUCUUUCAAAGCAUGUGUCUGGGAGCUAGCUAGUCCGAGUUGAU
This is a messenger RNA of Triticum dicoccoides, 548 nucleotides long. RefSeq lists its product as uncharacterized. The record is from RefSeq and is a predicted model, not a curated record. The transcript has a single exon. The coding region runs from base 1 to 414 and encodes 137 amino acids. NCBI's taxonomy places the organism in Eukaryota, Viridiplantae, Streptophyta, Magnoliopsida, Poales, Poaceae.